GUGGUAUAGCGUAAAGCGAGUUGGGAGCGUUUGGUUGGAAACUUCGUUUGAGGGGUCUUGGAUUGCUCCGUGACGUGCGUGUGUCGCGAGUCUGAUUCACACCUUUGAACGCGUUAGCGACGUUUCAACUACAACAGCAGCCAGCAAAAGAAAAGCAAAGAUGUCUUCUCGCAAAACAGCAGGACGUCGUGCAACAACGAAAAAACGAGCUCAACGUGCCACUUCCAACGUAUUUGCCAUGUUUGAUCAGGCUCAGAUAGCCGAAUUCAAAGAGGCUUUCAAUAUGAUAGAUCACAAUCACGACGGAUUCAUAGAUAAAGAGGAUUUGCAUGAUAUGCUCGCUUCUCUCGGUACGUAUCCUUUAUUUCAAUCUAUUCUUGAGACAUGUAUGAAAAAAAAAAAAAAAGUAAGCCCCGAACUUGCAGGAAAAAAUCCAACGGACGAAUACCUUGAGGGAAUGAUGAAUGAAGCUCCUGGCCCCAUUAAUUUCACUAUGUUUCUGACUCUAUUCGGUGAGAGGCUGCAGGGUACCGAUCCGGAAGAUGUUAUCAAAAACGCUUUUGGCUGCUUCGACGAGGAAAAUACAGGACACAUCAACGAAGAACGUCUAAGAGAACUUCUCACCACAAUGGGAGAUCGUUUCACGGACGACGAUGUUGAUGAAAUGUAUCGCGAGGCACCGAUCAAGGGCUCCAUGUUCGAUUAUCUCGAAUUCACGCGAAUUCUCAAACACGGUGCCAAGGACAAGGACGAACAGUGAGAGCGAUUUCGAAUGUUCAUCCGAAUACUGUUUACCAUUUCUACUUUCUGUCGUCGUCAAGCCGACGACGAGCAUUUAAGAAACAUAACGCGUGUCCAAACAUGUAUACUCCGUUAUUAUUAUUAUUAUUAUUAUUAUUAUUAUUAUUAUUAUUAUUACUAUUACUAUUACUAUUGAGAAUAUUGAGAUGAUGAAUUAAUUGUCGUAGAAUCGGCAUUUGUAUUUUAAUACAACGAAUCAUCGUCUGCACGGUU
This is a messenger RNA of Venturia canescens, 1014 nucleotides long. RefSeq names its product Myosin regulatory light chain sqh (gene sqh). Bases 161 to 760 code for a protein of 199 amino acids. The transcript is spliced from 3 exons. NCBI's taxonomy places the organism in Eukaryota, Metazoa, Arthropoda, Insecta, Hymenoptera, Ichneumonidae. Gene Ontology annotation, cellular component: myosin II complex; cytoplasm. Gene Ontology annotation, molecular function: calcium ion binding; myosin heavy chain binding. Gene Ontology annotation, biological process: post-embryonic development; locomotion. The record is from RefSeq and is a predicted model, not a curated record.